This is a messenger RNA of Mus caroli (Ryukyu mouse), 3463 nucleotides long. RefSeq names its product golgi reassembly stacking protein 1 (gene Gorasp1). Gene Ontology annotation, biological process: Golgi organization. Gene Ontology annotation, cellular component: Golgi apparatus. Gene Ontology annotation, molecular function: protein binding. Lineage: Eukaryota; Metazoa; Chordata; Mammalia; Rodentia; Muridae. The record is from RefSeq and is a predicted model, not a curated record.
CCCCACGUGACUAGGCCACGCAGCAGAGGGAGAGGGCGGCCAUGGGGCUAGGGGCAAGCAGCGAGCAGCCGGCGGGCGGCGAGGGCUUCCAUCUGCACGGGGUACAGGAGAACUCGCCGGCCCAGCAGGCAGGCCUGGAGCCCUACUUCGACUUCAUCAUCACCAUCGGGCACUCGAGGCUGAACAAGGAGAACGACACGCUGAAGGCACUGCUGAAGGCCAAUGUGGAGAAGCCGGUGAAGCUGGAGGUAUUCAACAUGAAGACCAUGAAAGUGCGCGAGGUGGAGGUGGUGCCCAGCAACAUGUGGGGCGGCCAGGGCCUCCUGGGAGCCAGCGUGCGCUUCUGUAGCUUCCGCAGGGCCAGUGAACACGUGUGGCAUGUGCUGGACGUGGAGCCCUCUUCACCUGCUGCCUUGGCUGGCCUGUGCCCUUACACAGACUACAUAGUUGGCUCUGACCAGAUUCUCCAGGAGUCGGAAGACUUCUUUACUCUCAUUGAGUCCCAUGAGGGGAAGCCCCUGAAGCUGAUGGUGUAUAACUCCGAGUCCGACUCCUGCCGGGAGGUGACUGUGACUCCCAAUGCAGCCUGGGGUGGAGAGGGCAGUCUGGGGUGUGGUAUUGGUUAUGGGUACCUGCAUCGGAUCCCAACGCAGCCCUCCAGCCAGCACAAGAAGCCACCCGGUGCCACACCACCUGGCACUCCGGCUACAACUCCACAACUUACUGCCUUUCCUCUUGGUGCCCCAGCACCUUGGCCUAUCCCUCAGGACUCUGCUGGCCCAGAGUUGGGUUCCAGGCCGAGUGACUACGUGGAGGCCCUACCACAGGUCCCUGGUAGCUUUAUGGAGGGACAGCUCCUUGGGCCUGCGAGUCCCAGCCAUGGUGCUGCUGACUGUGGGGGAUGCCUGCGUGCUAUGGAGACCCCGCUUCAGCCUCCACCUCCAGUGCAGCGGGUCAUGGACCCAGGCUUCCUGGAUGUGUCAGGCAUGUCCCUCCUGGACAGCAGCAAUACAAGCGUGUGCCCCAGCCUGUCAUCUUCCACAGUGCUGACCUCCACGGCUGUUUCAGUCUCAGGACCAGAGGACAUUGGUUCUAGCAGCAGUUCUCAUGAGCGGGGUGGUGAAGCCACAUGGUCAGGGUCGGAGUUUGAGAUCUCCUUCCCAGACAGUCCAGGUGCCCAGGCCCAGGCGGACCACCUGCCCCAGCUGACUCUCCCCGAUGGCCUCACAUCUGCGGCCUCACCUGAAGAAGGGCUGUCUGCAGAGCUGCUGGAAGCACAGACUGAGGAGCCGGCAGACACAGCCAGCCUGGAUUGCAGGGCAGAGACUGAGGGGAGAGCCAGCCAAGCCCAGGCUGCCCCAGAUCCAGAGCCUGGGCUGUGAGAACACCCCUGGUGACAUUUGGUGUGGCUUAGCUGUGUAGCUCUCUAGGCUGCAGGCUCUUGUGAGGCAUGGGCUUUGCUACAAUACAUACAUGGUCCUGGGUCGAAGGGACAGAACACUGGAGCAGCAACCAGCUUCUGUAGAGGCAGGUGACGGAAUCUAGACUGUCAAUGAAGCAUUGACGCCCCAUCACAAUAUCCAGGUGAAGAUGGGGCGAGGGACAAGAGGCUGUGUCCAUAGGCAGCCACACCUGUACUGAGGAAGACCCCAAGUCCCAAUGCCCUUCCUCAUUCUGAUCCUUCCACUGGAUGAGAGAGGUAGUAUAUCUGGCCACUUUAUUUCUAGCAUGGGAAAGUCUAGGGAUUUACCUUCAGAGGGAUCUACCUCUGCUAGCUGUACACCAGCCCCAGGGGCAGGUGCAAGGGAGCAUCCACUCCAGUUCUGGCAUCCUGUGAUGGCUCCCUUCAGCCCUCACACGCAGACAGCUGGCUCUGGUGGUAGACAGGUCAAACGAUGCUGUCAGAACCCCUCUACCUGCCCUCGAGCGGGGCUCUUCCCCAGAAGAGCUGGAGGAGAGUUGCUAAAGGCCCCUCCCAUCUGUCCUCAGUGUAAGGGAAAGGCGCCGUUACAGGCUCAGUCUCCGAGAGGACAGCUGCACCGCUGCCUUGCUACAGAUGGCACCAGGCAUGUCCUCUGCCAAUCACUGUAAGCUACCUUUGGUCUUCUUUUCUAGCCUCUUUGUUCCAUCGUCCACAGACCAUGUAACUAUCUGUUCAGGGUACUUAGGCUGGUAAGCCAAGGACUCUGUUCCAAGAAGCACAGGCCAAACAGUACAGUGGGCCAGGUCCUGGAUGGGCAAACAGAACCCCAAGCACUAGGAAUACAUUUAUAGCCAGGGGCCACUGAGAGGCCUGAGGCCGUACAACAUGGCUUACCACAGGGCUGCUCUGGGGCCAUCUCAAUUAGGCACUGUGGUUAGGCACUCUGACCCCCAGCUGCCUUCAUUGGAAGGUUCUGCUCCCCAGCGACCCCAUGUGGGGUGAAACGGAGGCUGAUGCUGUUUCAAGUAUGAACCCCCAGAUGGUUUCUUUCCCUGUAAUCUGCUAUGGGGAAAGUGACAAGUGAAAAAAUAAACAUGUCCGCACACUGAAGUGUUUGUAACUAAAGCUUUAUUCUAUACAACCCGAGAUACAGACUCCGCCCCUUUGGCGUUGCAGACUGUCCAAUUUUCUGGAAACUUAGUACUGAUUUUUGACUAGCGGGGAAAAAUUACAACCAUGCUGGGGUAAACUCCUCCAUAGGGGCACAACUGCCUGUGGAUCAGUACUGCGCCAGUGAACCAACCAGCAAAACCUACGCUUAGUGCAGAGGCCCCUCCUGCAAACACAACCACCCCACCCCUUGCUUUUACUUUACAGCUAUCACUAAAAAAUACGCACCAAAAGUGCACCAAUGUGUCCAACACAUAGAAAGGACUUCUGUAAAAAAGCUGGCUGCUCUAGGGCGGGAGAAUGGUUUAACACUGGGAAGUGUUCUUGCUCACUGGUGAGGGUAUGGAAGCCAUGGCCUGUCUGUGUUCCAGAGUUAAGGUGAGGGACCCUGUUCUGCAGUUGUACGGACUAAUGCCUCAAUUUGUAAGGGACAGAUCUGGGCCCCUCAGCUGUCCCCUGCAGGACCUGUGAGAUAGAGAGAAAACACCUUUCUUCCCCAAGCCCCCCUCCCCUUGCUCCUGUGGGCAGGGACCACACACAAGGCAGGAGCAGACGGACAGACGGGGAAAGCUGCACCCCCACCCCCAAGGCACGUGUGCUUCCGCUGUGCUCAAAGGUUCAUCUCCUGCAGCUUCACGGGCUGGACCAUUCGUCUGAAUGUAAAUGACCUUGGGAAGAAUCCAAAGUAGUUUUUGCUAAAAGUUGAAGUGUUAUCCCCAAUAAGGUAAUAUUCUGUACAAGAUCCAAGUGAGUCUAUGAAAGCUUUUGACUGUUAGAAAGACGGCAGAAAGACCUGGACGAAGGCGUAACAAAAGCCCGUGUAUAAAACUGGAAAAACAAACAUGAACCACAAUAUAAAUAUCAAACCAA